UAGGUUGCUGACAUAAUCUGACGUUUCCGAGAAUCAAUCGCGUGAAGGACACCUGUUCGCAGGAGCAACCCUAUCACCUAUUACACCUCCGCCUCGCACCCUCCUUUCCUCUCUACAAUCCUCCAGCCAUGGCGCAGAUACGCGGCACAGCUGGUUACCAUUUGGGAAACCAAAGCCCCUUUGGCAACUCCGGGCGCAACGACGACAUGAACAACGACCCGAGUCCCCUCGACCAACUGAGGGCCCAGACAAGCAAACUCGAGGACAUGCUGGACACUGUCGCCGACCCUAUCAAGCCUUACUUGCCAGCAAUUGGCCGCUUCCUGAUUGUCGUAACUUUCCUAGAGGACGCGCUACGCAUAGUAACUCAAUGGCGUGAUCAGCUCACAUACCUCCAUGACUACCGACACAUCCCCAAUGGUUUAACGCACAUGUUCCUUAUUGUCAACGUCAUCGCCAUGACCGUCUGCUCCAUUGGUGUUAUUGCCCGGAAAUACUCCGAAUACAGCGUGGGCGGGCUCAUGGGCGUGGUCGUGUUGCAGGGUCUCGGAUACGGUCUCGUUUUCGACCUCAACUUCUUCCUCCGCAACCUGUCGGUUGUUGGUGGUCUUCUCAUGGUUCUCUCCGACUCAUGGGUUCGCAAGAAGUUUGCUCCGGCUGGUCUUCCCCAGCUUGACGAGAAGGAUAAGAAGAUGUACUUCCAGCUCGCUGGACGUGUUCUUUUGAUUUUCCUCUUUGUUGGCUUUGUUUUCCGCGGCGACUGGGGUCUCUGGCGAAUCAUUGCCAGCAUUCUGGGAUUCAUUGCCUGCGUCAUGGUUGUUGUUGGCUUCAAGGCCAAGUUCUCUGCCGUUAUGCUGGUGCUGAUUCUCAGCAUCUUCAAUCUCUACGUCAACAACUGGUGGACCCUGCACCCACACCACCCUCACAAGGACUUUGCCAAGUACGAUUUUUUCCAAAUCCUCUCGAUUGUCGGUGGUCUCCUUUUGCUGGUCAACAUGGGCCCUGGACAGUUCUCCGUCGACGAGAAGAAGAAGGUUUACUAGGCUAGAAAAAACGACGCAUCACGCAUCACGACAUGAGUUUUCGAUUCGAACGCUGGACAGCGUACACUGGUUACAUCCGAUGACGAAGAAUCAUGGCGAUUGGGUACUUAAAUGCAGGCGGAGCAGCUAGGAGCAGCCAAGAUGAACGAUUGAGGAAAGGGACAAGUUCAGAGGUGCAACUUCCGACCCAGCAAAACCUUUGCGACACGGAAAAUAUGUAGACCAGGAGUAGUGCUCGGCGUUAUACUUGCGAUUGGGUUGAUCGCGCCCUGUUAAGGGAAUAUCUGUUUAGAAAUUUACAAAUGCAUACAAGUUUAUGAUGUU
Bipolaris sorokiniana ND90Pr is the source of this 1367-nucleotide messenger RNA. RefSeq lists its product as uncharacterized. The transcript has 4 exons. The record is from RefSeq and is a predicted model, not a curated record. Gene Ontology annotation, biological process: Golgi organization. Gene Ontology annotation, cellular component: membrane; endoplasmic reticulum; endoplasmic reticulum-Golgi intermediate compartment. Lineage: Eukaryota; Fungi; Ascomycota; Dothideomycetes; Pleosporales; Pleosporaceae. The coding region runs from base 129 to 1043 and encodes 304 amino acids.